AAACAUGUUGGACCGGAACCGGAUGUUAGCAAGUUUCUGUCAAUUAGUUUUCAAAUCCAUGAGCAUAAAGAAUGGAUAAAUGAAAGGAUUUAAAGAUGAAUUACUGAAGACACUUUUUAAAUGGAUUAAGAAAAUCAUCCCUCCACAUUCUUUGCAGCAGUCUGGCCUCUACAACAGUUUAUGUGAUGUCAACUGAAUAAGUGCAAAUAAGACAAUUCAGACAUUUCCACCAUGAAUCCCAACAGUCUCUUUAGCAGACAGCAGGGAGGUGCCUUUCAGGCUCCUAGCAACACUAACAAGACCAGUGGCAUGUUCCAGGACUUUGCACAGCAAGCUGCCCCUAAUCCUCCACAGAACGUAGCAUUUGGACAGGCAGCAACUUUCGGCCAAUCAUCUGCCUUCAGUCAACCCUCAGUGUCUGGACAGACCUCAGCUUUUGGGCAAACAUCCUCUAUUGGACAGGGCUUGGUUUUUGGGCAAAGUGGAAGAUUAGGGCAGGCAUCAGGGCAGUCAUCAACAUUUUCUUCAAUGAGUCAGCUUCCAGGUUUUGGUCAAUCCUCAUUGGGGCAGAGUAGUUCUGGGUUUGGUGGCCCCCCCCCACCUUCAUACGGACAGGCCACCGGACAGAGUCAGAGCUCAGGUUUUGGACAGACGCCAGCAUUUGGAAAGACCUCUGCCUUUGGGCAGCCGCCACCAUACGGGCAGCAGCAGACCCCUGCAUUUGGAAUGUCUACUGGGAUCUCUCAGGAUUCCUCCAGCUCCACCACUGCCACUUCCACAGGUUUGGCACCGUCAAUGACCUUUGGACAGUCGCCUUUUGGCCAGCCACAGCCCAGCACGACUACUGUCUCCUUCAGCGCAACUCAGAGUAUUGUCCAGAGUAAAGGCUUUGGCACGUCAGAGUUCAGCUUCAAACCAUCCAACGAGGUACUGUUUAAGCCCAUCUUCAGUGCCAGCCCGGAGCCUGCUAACACCCAACCUACACCCGAGCAGCCCUUCAGUGGCGCUGUCACCACCAACCUGCCCUCCUCUAGCAGUAUGGACAGCAAAGGACUCACCAGCUCAGCAUUUUGUCUUCUGACUGGUGCGAAAAGUGGCCCACUCGGCUUCAGCUUCUCCCAACCGGCAGCAGCCCCUUCCAUACCUGCAGCCGGGGCCACAACCAACCUGGCUCAGAAAGACCCCCUCACCAGCAGCACAGGCUCUGCCAGCGGCCUGCAGUUCACCUUUGCCCAGCCUGCUGCCCUCUCCAGUACCAACACUAGCUCCAGCCCCUCUUCCUUCAGCUUCUCUGCCAAAGUCCUCCAGUCCCAGCCAGGACCUCCCAUGUCGCUGUUCGAAGGAGUCAGCUUUGGCCAGAAAUCUGCGUUCGGAGAAACCAAAACCAGUGCCCCAGCCCAGGACGCGGGUGGCGAUGACGAAAGCACUGGUGAAGUGACCACGUUUGGGAGACUUGGAAAAGGAACCAAGCGAAAGGAGGAGCCAGCAGAUUCCAGCAUCGCUCUAGGAAAGCCUCCGCCAAAACAGGACGACCAAGCAGGAGGUGACCUGCCCCAACCAAAGCGGUCAUCCCGCGGCCCAGCUGGAGGGCUCUUUGGCAGGGCUAUGAGCGGCCUGUUCCGAUCCCCAGCCAACCUGGCGAGGAGGGAGGCGGUGAAGCAGAAAGAGCCGCCAGCUGGUUGGGGGGAGGUGGAGAGAGAAGACGCGCAUGCUUCCAGCUCUCACAGACCCACAACACCACCCAGGGCUCAGACCCCAACCAGAGACUUGCUGGAGAAAGCAGAGGACUUCGAAUCGGUUGAAGUCCACAACACAGAAGCCGUGACCAAGACCCCAGCGAGGAGAGGGCAACGCGGGGAAAGCACAGACAGCCUAGGGGCCACCUCCCCCACCGACGCUACCAUCCUCCAGUGCAAGAAUGUCCCGCCCAGCCUUAACCGGAAGGACAUCAUUGAGAAGCACUUUGGCCGUUUUGGGAAAGUCCGCCGGGUCUUCUGCCGACCACACAAGAACCUGGCUAUCGUCCACUUCCAAGACCAUGCAUCAGCAGCAAAGGCCAAGAAGAAGGGCAAGACGCUGCACCGACAUGAAGUCCUGCUGUUCUGGCAGAGAAAGAAGCUCAGCCCGGGGGAGAAAGGGGAUAGAGUCCCAGAGAGGGAGGAGGAAGGAGAUGACAGCCAGGCCACUGACCCUAGAUUGGGGGACUUCCCAGCCACCUCCUCCCCGCUGAGAAAGCCUCUCUCCAAAGCCCCGGCACUCAGCAGCACCGUCUCUCUCAGCCGGGGCUCCCCGUUAAAGAAGCCAUCCAUUGCCAAGUCCCUGCAGUUUGACACCGAACCUCAGCAGGACUCCGCCUUUGAGGGCCAGAGCUCUGACCACCCGGUCCCUUCUUCCCUCCUCCACCUGAUUGGCCAGCUGGCUGAGACUGCAGAGGAUAAGUACCGCCUCCUGGAGCAAAGGGACAAGAUCCUACGGGCCGAACGGCCCAAACGGACAGACCUAGUGCGGUCAUUCUUUGUUGGGACGUGCCCGGACAUGUGUCCAGAAAAGGAGCGCUACAUGAGGGAGACGCGCAAACAGCUCAGCUGCUUUGAGGUCAUCCCCGACACGGAGAAGGUGGACCAUGUAGCAUCCAUCAAGGAGUACAGCAGGUCAUCAGCAGACCAGGAAGAGCCCCUCCCUCAUGAGCUGCGGCCCCUCCCUGUCCUCAGCAUGACCAUGGACUACCUGGUCACUCAGAUCAUGGACCAAGGCCACGAGAACUACCACGACUGGUACGACUUUGUCUGGAAUCGGACCCGCGGCAUCCGGAAGGACAUCACCCAGCAGCAUCUGUGUGACCCCCUGACGGUGUCACUGAUCGAAAAGUGCACGCGCUUUCACGUGCACUGUGCCCACCACCUGUGCCAGGAGCACAUGAGGACGUUCGACGCCAAGAUCAACAACGAGAACAUGACCAAGUGCCUGCAGAGCCUGAAGGAGAUGUACCAGGACCUGGCUACCAGGGACGUCUACUGCCCCAGAGAGGCAGAGUUCCGCCAGUACAACGUGUUGCUCAAACUAGAUGUCGGAGACGUCCUUCGCGAAGUGCAGCAGUUCAGGGAGGAGGUGCGCAACUCCCCGGAGGUGAAGUUUGCCGUGCAGGCAUUCGCUGCUUUCAACAGCAACAACUUUGUGCGCUUCUUCAAGCUGGUGAAGUCUGGCUCCUACCUUGCAGGUUGCUUACUUCACAGAUACUUCAACCAGGUGAGGGGCAAGGCCUUGAGGACCCUGAACAUUGCCCAUACAGUGAGCUCCCAGAGGUCCACCAUUUUCCCCUUGGAGGAUCUGGUGCGUAUGCUGAUGUUCAAGGACGCAGGCGAGGCCACAGACUUCAUCCAGCAGUUUGGUCUCACCGUCAGUGACACCUUGGUGGAACUGAGCCGCACAGCCUGGCAGGAGCCCGAACUUACCCUCCCGCAGGUGAAGUCCGAUGUCAUCGUGGCCAAAAGGGCGGCGCUGGUCGGGGAGGUGGUCAACGGAGGGCUGCUUCCCUGCCCACCCCAGCACGUCCCCAUCUGUAGCUUUGACGCCAACAACAGGUACCGGGGGGAGAUGCCGUUGGCAGAAACCUCGUCAACCACCGGAGUCUUCAGGACCGUCCCGGUGGCCGAAACAGUGCCAGCCUUCACCCUGCAAAGGCCAGAGAUCAGGGCCCAGGCAGAGGUCGAGCUCCAGACACUGUUAAAUCCUGCCAUCCAGGUCCCACUGUACCCCAGCCUUGGUAACCCCGCGGAGACUGGCCGGCCGGUGCUGGGCACAGAUGAAACCGCAGAGCCAGAGCCCACCCAACCAACUGUUCACGUCCACCCUGCUGCAGAUCUCCAACAGCAGCUGUUCCAGCCCAUUGACGUCGCCCAGCCCCGGCCUGUCAGACCACCCUCGCCGCCGCCCAAACCUGAGGCCGUCUACUCUGACUUGGACAUCCUGGGAGAAUUGGAUUGCAUGGUGGAGGAGGUGCUGGAGACAGGGGUGCGCGAAGUGGCCAGAGCUGGGGCAGACUACGCUGCAUUCGCCCUUGGUGAGAGCAUUGGCCACAUGAAGGCUGUGGUUAAUGAGGUGGUGGGGCAGAUGCUCCGGGAGGUUUCUGCGGCCGAGGUCCAAGCCGAGCGUGAGAGACUGGCCGAGGAGAGACGCCAGAUCGACGAAGCCAGGAGAAAGCAGGAGCACGAGGUCUUCAUUGCCCAGUUUAGUGAACGUCUCUGCUCCGAGAUCAGCCAGGAGGUUCUGACCGAGUGUAUCCAAGAGACUGCCGCCGCCGAGAUCCAGUUGGCCACAGAAGAGAAGACUGCUCGCGUAAUGCGCUGCUCAGAAGAAGUGUGCUGCCGCCUGGUUGAGGAGACCCUGGACAAAGAGAUCUUUGUAUUGGUGGAGAACAUCUUGAAGGCCGAGCUCCAGCGCAUACAGAAGUACAUCAAAAGGUGGCGUGACGUGGUUGCUGUGCGGAGGCAGCUGAAGAGGCAGAUGCGGGGCUUCCCUGCUGCCCCGUGUUGCGUGGACCCCCAGCACCAGCUCAAAGCCCUGGCCCCCAGCGCCCCUUCCCAGCCCUCCAUGGAGAGCCUGGCCCGAGGCAUGGUCAACCUGGGCAACGCCGGCUACAUGGCCCUGUCCAGCACCCGGUUGCUAAAGAUGAGACAGGAAGCAAUCCAUCAGAUGCGAGUCCACUUCUACUAUCAGCAGCUGUUGGAUGAGACGGUGUGGAAUCCCCUGGACCUGCCUAUGCUAGCGGUUGAGAACGUCCCCAACCCACCCGACAGAAUUUUCUGGAAGGCAGCCCUCCUUUUGCCCAGCGAACACGAGAGUGAGGCCAGCAUUGCAGACAGGGUCCUGACAGACUGGCUGGAGACAAAGCUUGGCGGAAUGGACAACGAGCAGCAGUUCAACGAGCAGCAGCAGGAGGGGACAUUCAGGACUCUCUGCAUCACCAAUGCAUUAAGGGAUUCCGGAGAGAGGACUCACAAAGUACACCUCAGCGUAAAGGCGUCUCGCGGCCCACUAAGCGAAGAGGGCUUGUCCAAGAUGGAGGAGGCCCAGGAGCUCCAGGGCACGCGGGCCCUUCUGAUGCUGCUGCCCGCCCCCAGCUCAGGCAGCGAGGACCAGGACGUGCCCCUGCUCUCUGCCUUGCUCCAACUUAAACAGCUCCAGCAGGCAAACAUCUGGGACUGCCCGCUACCUCUCGCCAUACUGGUGCCUGGCCUGCAAGAUGUGCAGAAACUGGAGGAAGACCUGAUGCUCCAGACGUUGGUUGAAGAUGGUCUGAUCUCAGAACACACGUUCGUCCCCAUCCCAGAGACCACCAGCGACUUGCAGGGCUCAGAGAAGGUGAGCGAGGCAGUGCGCUGGCUCUUGGCACGUGCCCCCGCGCCCUCCUUGGUCUCCUGCAGGACCCUGGUACACUUCGUGGAGACUGGGCUGUGCCGAGAGUUCAGUGCCCGUCUCUACGGCCAUCGGCAGGACCGGGCAGGGGCGAGGCUGGCACAGCAACACCCGGCGCCUGUCAUCAACCUCUACAACGCUGUGCUGUCCUUCCUGGCCGACAUAGUGUCCUCCCAGCAGCUCACCACCCUCUCCUGGCCCCCGGGGGAGUUCGCCCUGCCGGACAUGCGGGAUCUGGUGCCCCAUAUGGGCUGGAACUCCCCUCAGCACCUGGCCUGGCUCCGGAGGGCAGUCCUCAGCCUGCAGAUACCCAGCUGGAACCUGCCUGCUGAUUCAGCCUCCUGGCCACAGCUGUGCGCCUCCAUCUUCCAGUACGCUGGCCAGGUCUCAGCGUCACGCCAUAGCCAGCCCCUCCUCAUGUCCCAUCUGGAGAACCUCCUGGAGAGGGUGCGCUGCUCCACCACUGCGGCCCAGGACCAGUGGGAUGCGAAUGAGGGCCCGUCCAUGGAGCAAAUCCCCUGGGACGAGGUGGUGGCCCUCUGCAUAGACCACAAGCUGAAGGACUGGCAGCCUCCAGACGGCCCAGUGUGUGCUGAUGCUGUGACAGAGGAUGGAGAGGUCCUGGUCUACUUCUCCAAGGAGGCACUGAAGGGCUUCCAGCCACCUGCAGAGUGGACUGAGGCUGUCAGACUAACACACAGGGAGAAGCAGCUGGAGACAUUAGGAGACAGUCCCGGAGGCUUCUCAGUCCCAGAGACAGUCCCGAAGGCUUCUCUGAGGCUUCCUAUCAGACAGAAGCUGUUCCAGAGCCUGGCAGAUGGUCCGGAACAAACCGUCGCCAGCUCCGCCACCGUGGACAUCACACACACGCCCUCGCCCCGAGAACUCCUACCUCACAAGGUCCUCCACGGCCUCCAGGAGGAGAGGGCCCUCAGCCAGAGGUGUGAGGAGCAACUGCAGCGCUGGCUGGAGGUGGAGCCUCUGGACAUGCCCUCCCUGCCCUUAUUCAUGCCCUCCACCCUCCUCUCCAUGACCAACAUCCUGGCUCCUAUUCGUACUCCUGCUGCUGAUGUUGCUGCUCCUCAGGAGGCGGACCUCGAAGACCCUUUGGAAAAAGUAGGCCGUGAUUGGUUUAAGGGUGCACCCAUAUCCAUGACACAGCGCCUGAAGGAGCUAGAUAGUCUUUUAUUGGCCAGUCGAGAGGAGGAGCUUGCAUGCAGUCUCAAGCUAAACAGCUUAUUGCACAUUGUCGAGGACUAAAUCACUUGUCAUAACACACAAUUCAGAUAAAACCACGGCUUACUUUUGGCUUUUCAAAUUUGUUGCCACUGGAAACAAUUUCCUUGUAAAUGUAUAAUGUGUUUUUACCUUUUUUUAAUGUUUGAUUUGUAAUUGAAAAGAAAAGGCAAUGCAUGUUCUUUUUUAAGUAUAGAACAGGCACAACUGAUUUGCCAUUACGCAGUUCAUUAUUACGUCGUGCAUAAAUUCAGUGCAUUGUUGCUUGAUACACAAAACACAAGUUCAUCUUUAAAAUUAUGUUUAUGGUUUAAUGAGUUUUAAGCACAGUAAGUGUUUUGUCUUAUUUCCCCAUAUUAACUGGAUUAUGCAUAUUUUGCUGAUUGGCACAAACCAAUCAUGUUCAUUAUCUUUAUGUCUGUGUUCCAUGUUGAGUUGUAUUUGUGUCUCAUGCUGAGCUUUAAGUAAAGGUUAUAUUUUUCAUAGAACUCUAAAUAAAAUUGUUUUACUUCUGUUGAA
Esox lucius (northern pike) is the source of this 7170-nucleotide messenger RNA. It is a transcript of the gene mcm3ap, whose product is annotated as minichromosome maintenance complex component 3 associated protein. Gene Ontology annotation, cellular component: transcription export complex 2; nucleus; cytoplasm. Gene Ontology annotation, biological process: mRNA export from nucleus. The coding region runs from base 232 to 6675 and encodes 2147 amino acids. The transcript is spliced from 28 exons. NCBI's taxonomy places the organism in Eukaryota, Metazoa, Chordata, Actinopteri, Esociformes, Esocidae. The record is from RefSeq and is a predicted model, not a curated record. Gene Ontology annotation, molecular function: RNA binding.